CGUUGCUGCUAAAAAUUUAUUUAUAUCUGAGCUGCCUGCGCAGAUAGGGUUUAAUGGUUUGAUCGAGAAAAGACAAUAUAGGAAAAACGAGCGACUGUUUGUGCUUCAAAUUCAGUAACAUCUGAAGAAAUGGGCGGAGCUGCAAUGUUGGUGCUGAUCGUGUCUACACUGACAGAGUUCUUGAGUGGUGUGGAGGGCACAGCGAGGACAUGCUACUUCGGUCCCCCACCGAAACCUGAUCCUGAUAACCCGGAUCACUGGAUGAAGCAAGUCAUGACAGAGAUACGGGAGCGUUACCCGGGAAGGAGGGGACGUAGCCCGGCGGAGGAAGGGCCUACAGAGCCAGGACCCGCGAUAGUUCCUUGCUUAAACCCGAGGCCGUUAGGGAUGGAGGACAAGACUAUCCCCGAUGAAAGGAUCUCAGCGUCCAGUCACAUGGACUGUUUUCGAGGUUCCUGUUUGGCCACAGAUGCACGUCUCAACAGUAACAAGCGAUGGGCACCCAAGAGCAACGCAGACUCCUGGAUCGAGGUUGACCUCGCUGUGAGAACAGUGGUGUCUGGCGUCACCACACAAAGAGGCCCGAAGGGUGUGUGGUAUGUGGAAAAGUACAAAGUGUCAUAUCAGAGGCAACCCUCAUCUGAUCGUGUGCACGUGACAGAUCAAGACGGGGACACCAAGGUUUUCAACGGCAACACGAGCAGUAACACUACGGUCACUAACCUGUUUGAUGAGAGUGUGGUGGCAACAACUGUGCGCAUUGAGCCGAUUCAGUGGCACACCUGGAUUGGACUAAGAUUCGAGUUGGUUGGAUGUCGCUUAGACUAAUUAUUCACGUUUCGGCGCUUCUUGCAUUUCAUGAUAUUUUUUGCCGUGCUAGGACAGAAAAAGACUACAUGGAAAAUAAACAUCAAGAAGACCAUGGUCAUUAGAGACGACCGUGUGGCAAAAAUCUGACGAUGUUUUAAAAUGUCAGUUAAAUUGGUAAAAACUUAAACAAAUUUCAUUUAAAUAACGAACAUUAGGCAAGCUUUUAAAUGUAGCUUUUCUGCGGUCAAUUAUGCAAAAAUGGGCGCAUGAAGCAGUAAAGAAACAUUCGUGUUUGUACAAACUGGGGUGAACUUUCAAAAUCCUUGUUUUGUCACGUUUUCAAAAUAUGUGGCUAAUGUAGAGCACAGUGAUAUUUGAAGCAUAGCUGGUCGCGUUUUAUUUAAUUUAUGCGUGAACACCAGUCACAUAAUUUGGAGGUUUUUCAUCGAAAGAUUUACUGUUUGAGUAUUUAUGAUGAGUGAACUUUUAACCAAGCAGUGUAAUCAUUUGAAACACAGACUAACCAUUGCAAUACAGCCUAUGGAAAAGGCUUCUCUCUAUUUUUUUUCUUUUAUUGGCUCAGCAUUUGCCACAAAACUUACAAAAGUCUGCCAUGAGGAACCCCUAGGUUUUCCAUUGUGUUUCAUGGGAAACCAUAGAAACCCCGUGGGAGGACAAUGGCCAGUUGCUGAAUACCACGGGAAAACCAAAACGAGUACCAUGGGCAGCCAGGGGAACACCAUACACUGUCUUAAAACACCAUCUCCUUUCCCCUUCUUUCCCCGCGCUUUCCCCCCUAUUUCCUACCUAUUUAUUGCUCAAGAGCCUAUGGGGGAGGGGGAAAACGUCCUUCCUGCUUGAUGGCUCUCUGUUUUCUCUUUGAGUGACAGUCAUUCAGUGAACUUCACAAAGAGUGCUAUUUUGGGACAUGGGUGUUGGCUGGAGUUUUCGGGGGUUAAUGCAUUUUUUUCCCAGGAGUCAAAUUUCUGGGUUAAAUAUUUGGAUAUGUAUUUUUCUAUUUCAACUUCUUAGCAUUUUUAUUUGAUAUCUUCAAAGUAUGUGUUUUCCAGACAGCAAUUUUGUCUGUUUCUGUGUCAUUGCCAGUUACACUGUUUAUUUGUAUUGUUCUAAACAUUUUUUUCACAGACUUUAAUUUUAUAAGCUGAGAAAUUCUACAACUUUACAUUCAACAGGUUUUUUUUCCAAAAUCUGUUUCAACGGGAUUAUUUCUUUAUCUUGACGUACACGUCACAAUUCGCAAAACAAAAUUAUGCAGUUGACAUAAUGAACGAGUUGACCCGUUUCCGUCAUUUUCCCAUGUUUCUCACCUCAUUUAUCGUGUCAAAUUUCCACACUUUUGUAUAACUCCCCUCUGAUCACCGGUGAUACUGUCUGAAAGACUGAUACUUGUUUUGUUAUUAACUGAUAGAGCUAUCAGCUUAUUGAUUUUUUCAAGAUAGAGAGCCAUUUUUCUGAAAUGCUUUCGUUUUUCAUGCGGAAUCAAAAUUCCACACGAGUUUGGCAGCGGUCGAAAUUGAGAUGUCUGGAUUUUGGGCAUGGUGCAUGCACGUACCUACGCAGACUUGGAUACGCGUACGUUUGGGUAAGAGUUGGCCUACUGCAUUGCAAGAAUGCGUACACGCACGUCAAAUUGCCCCACUAAUUAAAAAUAAACAAAAACUUUCCGUUCUCAUCCAUACGGUUUCCUUCUUGCAUGAUACUUUCUCGUUAGAGCGUUCAUGAUAUUCCUCAUUAUUCACAUGCAGGGAAAUGUCAGAGAGAACUCGGCAAAACUGAAAAAAAAAUCUCCUCUAAAAUGGUUCACUUCCAACUUCUGACUCUGUUACUUUAGAGGUACGUAAGAAAGACCGGCCAAAAUUUGGCAGAAAAAGAAUUGUUAUUGUGUGCAAGUUAUCAAAAGGGACUUUGGGUGUUGAAAUAUUAAUCGGUAUGGAAAUAAGGGGCAAACAACUUUUUCUGAGCUUGAUGUUGAUCGAUUACUUUUGGGGUCCACCUGUUCGAGUCAAGGGCCAUUUUACAGGCUUCUGGCUACAGAGGGAUUCAGUACGCAUGCGCACAAACUAAGUGAGGGGGAUGAACAUGCGUGACCUGGAAACACACAUCGGGCAAGACGCGCGACGUGCUACGCCGUGUGUGUCUAGCUGGGACAACGCACUCAUAUACGUGACAAUGAAAACCGAUUAGAAUAAUUUAGUUCUGUCCAAGAAUAAUUAAUCCAUUAAAAUCUGUUUUUUCUAUUUUUUCUUGUUUUCUGACUACUUCUUCUUUAGUUCGUAACUGUAAGAACUACUACAAGAGUGAUUAUCAGACUUUUUUUAAAUUUUAUAUCAGAGCCACUACACGUAGUAGUGUCUUUUUGGAACCAUACUUAUGUCUCAAACUAUUACUAUCGUUUAGUCAUUUAGCUGAAACAGUCCGUCAAUUUUAACAGCAUGUUUAGGCAUAACUCUGUUCAAGGCUUUGUUGACUUUCAUGCCUUUAUCAAGUUUUUCUUCGAGAUCACCCACAAGGUCCUGGUGAGUUUCAUUAUCCUUUAAAUGUAGGUAACUUGACAGAAACUCCUUGUAGUUGUCAAAAAGUCUGGCUUGACUGCCCAGAGGGUCUAUCUGUUUGCCUUGGGCCUGGCUUGAUUUUCAUCCAUGCCUUCUUUGACAUUCUUGUCAUUUUUUUCAUCUUCGUCCCCCUAUUUGUUUCUAUGGCUUUUAGUCAGCCAAUCUUGGUAGGUGGCAUUGUAUUCCAAUAAUUUUCACCCGAGUUUUCGUUAUCAACCUCCUUAUCAGGUUCCGAAACAUCGUCAACUUCAUUCCUGUCUGAUUCCUCUUCAGCGUGGAUAUUUUCCAUGUGCCUUUCUAGAUUAGACUUCCGUCCAAAGCAUUUGUAACACUGGUGACAAGCAUAGGGCUUAACUGCAGAAAUAACAUUCAUGUCGAUCCUUGGAAGAAUGACGUUUAAAUGGGAGAACCAAAUCAAAUUGUUCAUCAUAUGAUUUAUAUAAACAUGUCUAUGUAUUUCACUGCUAAUGAUUUGCUCUUUUCAUUGCUCAUUUUCUUCUUUCCAUUGUUCAUUCGUUCUUUCCACUGUUUAUUUG
Acanthaster planci (crown-of-thorns starfish) is the source of this 3919-nucleotide messenger RNA. RefSeq names its product coagulation factor VIII-like. The record is from RefSeq and is a predicted model, not a curated record. Lineage: Eukaryota; Metazoa; Echinodermata; Asteroidea; Valvatida; Acanthasteridae.